Molecule: messenger RNA, 2481 nt
Organism: Tachysurus vachellii
Lineage: Eukaryota; Metazoa; Chordata; Actinopteri; Siluriformes; Bagridae
Exons: 4
Coding region: 88-654 (188 amino acids)
Source: RefSeq, a predicted model, not a curated record
AGUGCAGCAGACUACAGGAGCUUUAUAGACUACAGUGAGGAUUCAGCAGCAGCAGCACCAGCAGCAUUUAAGUCUGAUCGUCCGACCAUGAUUCUGCAUUCUCCUGCACUAACCGUAUGCGCCCUGGUGGUGUUUUUGUCAUGUAUGAUCGGACUGACUGCUGCAUCAACGGGCUACCAGAAACCAAGCUUCCUAGAUUUUGAUUCCUGGUGGUAUCACACACCCCGCGGCCCUCAGAUAUUCUCCUGCAUCACCUACUUGGAGAGGAAUGUACGUGUGGAUUGUGAGUUUCCAAACAGCAACAAGAUUCCUGGGCCGUUCUGCGAGUUCAAACAGGAUGGACGCCUGAUGGGAACCACGAAUCCCAACAACCCAGUGCACCUCAUCCCGCCCAUAGAGACCAGACGUCGUUCCAACGUUUCACUGGUGCCUAACAACAUAUGCCGCCUCACCUGGAUGCCGAUGUCAGAUGACCGAGCAUACACGUAUACCUGCAGGGUAUAUCAGGGAAGCACCUGGAAAGAGACUAGCAUGGCCUUUUCUCAAAGAAAUCUUCUAAUCUGCUCUGCUAUGAAUACAGAAGCUCAUGCUGCAUUCUGGAUUAUUUCCAUUGCCAUCUCAAUUCCUGUCUCUCUGGGGCUUCUGCCAGCAUGAUCCGCAGUGAUCAACAUACAAAUACUCGAGCAAUGGCGUCCAUAUGGUUCUUAUGAUUAUCAGAUUCAAAUGAUUCAAACUUUUUUUUUAACUCCACAUUAUAUGUAUUGGGCUUCAUUUAUCAAAAGUUUAUCACAAUUGUUUAUAAAUCAUUUUGAAGGCCUAACUGAAGUAAAACUUGGUAAAAGUACACGGCUGAACACAGCUGUUUUACAUUUAGUAAACCACUGAUAAAGGGUUUAAAAACACACUGAAAUUCUGUAAAGCAGCUCAGCCAAUGCAGCGAGUGGGUGACCACAGACACACUAACCUUUCCUCCUGUUAUAGAGUCCCUUUCUUUUAUCAUAAUUGAAUAGUUAUAAAAGAGUUAUACUAUCCUCAAUUAUACAAUUUCAGUUUUCAUUCAGGAUCAUGAUGGAUGGAUCCCUGUCCUGGGAACACUGAGUAUGAGGUGGGAACAAACGCACUUCUCAGAUAGCUAGCCUUAUUAGUCAAAAUGUAGAAACUUAUUUUGAAUAAGCUUUUUUCUGGUCAUUGUAAAAUAACAUGUUUCACAAAAUGUUUAUUUAUUCAACCUGACAAUGUAAUCUGGAUAUAAGAUCGCAGUAACUCAUCACCAAUUACACAAAUUGAAGUUGACUAGUCAAGGCUCAUAUUAGUGAGUAUACUUUAAAUUUUAGUAACAUUUGGGAGCUUUUAGCUUUUUUGGAUGAAUUUUGAUUGAUAAAUGAUGCCCAGUAUAUGGACAUUAAUUAUGUUUUGCUUUUCCUUUAUAGUUAAAUCUACAGCAAGAAUUUAUUUCAAUUUAUAUCUUACAUUGUAAAUCCAAAGAACUACCAUAUGGUACUUUUUCUGCACUUACAAUACAAUACAGUCCUCUCAUGAUUUUAUUUUUCAGAUAUCUACAUGGAGCUAUACUUUUACUUUUUGAUAUAUAAUAUUAAAUAAGAAACAGCAGAGUGAGGUCAUAUUAAAGGCUAAUCUUAGCUAAUGUUGGUACUGAUGCUUGGCUUUCAUUUACGGCAAAAUGUAUUGUAAUGCGUCUUGAUGCUAUUCAUGUUAAAGCAAGCUAAAUUGUCUUCCAGUUUUUGCCACAGUCCUUAAUGUAGAGGAUAUAACACUCAAUAGAACAGCACUCUCACCACUUAGCAAAAAUACUAUUAUUUAUCUUAACUGUCAUUUAUAUAUAUAUAUAUAUAUAUAUAUAUAUAUAUAUAUAUAUAUAUAUAUAUAUAUAUAUAUAUAUAUAUAGAAAAUACAACGUGCAAUGAAUUAAUAACAUAUAAUUACAGUAAUGUCUUCCACUAUUCCACCAUUGACCUGCUUUUGUAUUCAAAUGCAUUUUUGCACAUGCUUUUUUUGGCACUUUAAGGUCACUACAGAUGUUGUUUAAUUUUCUUUGCAGGUACGUAGUAUUAUGAGGAUCUUGCUCUUUGAGUGAGCUUUACAUAGAAAUAGAAGUAAAUGCAAGACAAGAUGUGCUAGAACUCAAGUUCACAGAAUCUAUUUAUCUAAAUAAUGGUAGUAGUAUGAUGUUGUGACUUAAAAUUGCCUGGGAUUUUCUGCAUGCCCUCAGUGUCUCAGGUUACUUCUGAGGUUAAACAGAACUAGGGAUGCUUUGAAAAAAAAUGUUUUAUGUGCAAUGAUUAUACCAUAUAAUGUUCUGUUGCUUUUAGAUCUUUUGCACUAAGUCUCGUGUCUGCCUACAAACAAACUCCAGUCGGCCUGUUUGUGUAGAUAUUUUCUGUUGCACUUUUCCUUCCCCUUAUCACCUGCCCAGUGUCUAUGUAUUGGAAUGUAGUGAGAAAUAAAGGAACGUAAACUCUG